Messenger RNA from Condylura cristata (star-nosed mole), 3107 nucleotides. RefSeq names its product zinc fingers and homeoboxes 3 (gene ZHX3). Gene Ontology annotation, molecular function: DNA-binding transcription factor activity, RNA polymerase II-specific; DNA binding. The transcript is spliced from 2 exons. Gene Ontology annotation, biological process: regulation of transcription by RNA polymerase II. Lineage: Eukaryota; Metazoa; Chordata; Mammalia; Eulipotyphla; Talpidae. Gene Ontology annotation, cellular component: nucleus. Bases 143 to 3013 code for a protein of 956 amino acids. The record is from RefSeq and is a predicted model, not a curated record.
GGGAAAUUUUUCUUUCUGCAAACAACUGAAAAACUCUCCUUGGAAACUACUUCUUUGGCCCUCAUGGAGCCACUGGACCUUGGACCACGAGGCCCUUGAUGGGACAAGCUCUCACCCCUGACCACCCAGAGGGCUUGUCACCAUGGCCAGCAAGAGGAAGUCCACCACUCCUUGCAUGAUCCCGGUGAAGACCGUUGUGCUGCAGGAGGCCAGUGCCGAGAGCCAGCCUGCUGAGGCUUUGCCCGAAGGACCCCAGCAAGAUCUGCCCCCAGACGCCCCUGCGGCCAGCAGCGAGGCAGCCCGGAGCUGUCGCAGCUCUGACGGCACAGGACUGGCCAACGGGCAUCGGAGCACUUUGGCUGGCUACUCCUACUCCUGUAAAUACUGUGACUUCAGGUCCCAGGACAUGACUCCGUUUGUGGGACAUAUGAACUCAGAGCACACGGACUUUAAUAAAGACCCAACUUUUGUAUGCACUGAAUGCAGUUUCCUGGCAAAAACCCCUGAGGGACUUUCUCUGCACAAUGCCAAGAGUCACUCAGGGGAAGCCAGCUUUGUGUGGAGUGUAGCCAAGGUAGACAAUCAUGUAGUCGUGGAGCAGAGUGUCCCUGAGAGCACCGGCACUGCUGAGCAGCAGGCUGAGCCAGAUGCCGAAGGGACUGAUGGACAGGCCGAGAUCAUCAUCACCAAAACCCCAAUCAUGAAGAUAAUGAAAGGCAAAGCUGAAGCCAAGAAAAUCCAUACGCUCAAGGAGAACGUCCCCAGUCAGCCAGCGGGGGAGGCCUUCCCAAACUCAUCCGCCGCUGAAGCGGAGGUGAAAGAGGGGGGCCACUCCUUUGUCAAUGGGGGGAUCCCAGUCAGCCAGGCCCCUCCCAGCUCCGCAAAACCCCCCCAUGCCUCCAAUGGGCCUCUGAUAGGAACAGUGCCAGUCUUGCCGGCUGGCAUAGCGCAGUUCCUCCCCCUCCAGCAGCAGCCCCCCGUGCAUGCCCAGCACACCCACCAGCCACUGCCCACCUCCAAGUCCCUGCCCAAGGUGAUGAUCCCCCUGAGCAGCAUUCCCACGUACAAUGCGGCCAUGGACUCCAACAGCUUUCUGAAGAACUCUUUCCACAAGUUCCCCUACCCAACCAAAGCCGAGCUCUGUUACUUGACGGUAGUCACCAAGUAUCCAGAAGAGCAGCUCAAGAUCUGGUUCACAGCCCAGAGGCUGAAGCAGGGUAUCAGCUGGUCCCCUGAGGAGAUCGAGGAUGCCCGGAAAAAGAUGUUCAACACCGUCAUUCAGUCUGUCCCUCAGCCCACAAUCACCGUCCUGAAUACUCCCCUGGUUGCCAGUGCUGGCAAUGUCCAGCAUCUCAUCCAGGCUGCUUUGCCAGGCCAUGUUGUAGGACAGCCAGAGGGCACGGCAGGGGGACUGCUGGUCACUCAGCCUCUCAUGGCCAAUGGGUUGCAGGCGCCAAGCGCAUCUCUUCCCCUCACAGUUACAUCUGCCCCCAAGCAGCCAGCUGUCGCACCCAUUAACACUGUGUGCUCAAAUGCCGCGUCAGCUGUGAAGGUGGUCAAUGCGGCCCAGUCUCUCCUGACCGCCUGCCCCAGCAUAACUUCCCAAGCCUUCCUGGAUGCCAGCAUCUAUAAAAAUAAGAAAUCUCACGAGCAGCUGUCAGCCCUGAAAGGUAGCUUCUGUCGGAACCAGUUCCCGGGACAGAGUGAGGUCGAACACCUGACCAAAGUGACUGGCCUCAGCACCAGAGAGGUGCGGAAGUGGUUCAGCGACCGGCGAUACCACUGCCGGAACCUGAAGGGCUCCAGAGCCAUGCUGCCCGGAGAGCACGGCUCCCUCGUCAUCGACGCCUUGCCGGAGGCGCCCUUCCCGCCGUCAGCCAAGGCUCCCGAGGUGACCUGCAUCCCCGUGGCAGCCACCCUGGCCACCCACCCCUCCGCCAAACGACAGUCCUGGCACCAGACCCCCGACUUCGCGCCAACCAGAUACAAGGAGCGAGCCCCUGAACAGCUCAGGGCCUUGGAGGACAGCUUCGCUCAAAACCCCCUUCCUCUUGACGAGGAGCUGGACCGUCUGCGGAGUGAGACUAAGAUGACUCGAAGAGAGAUUGACAGCUGGUUUUCGGAGAGGCGGAAGAGGGCGAGUACCGAGGAGACCCAGAAGACCGGCGAGAGUGCCUCUCAGGAGGAAGAGGAGGCCGCCGAGGGCGAGGGUGGAGACGAGAAUCCGGCCAGUGGCCAGCGGGUCCCUGGUGAAAGCUGCUCCCCAGGAGCAUCCGGCAGCCACAGCUUGGCAGAGCGCAAAGUCAGCCCCAUCAAAAUCAACCUCAAGAACCUGCGGGUCACCGAGGCCGAGGGCAGGGGCGAGCUGCUGGGGCUGGGCACCUGUGAGCCCGAAGAGGACGGGGCCGGCAGGUCGGCGGAGCAGCCCCCAGGCAGAGCCAGCCUCAGGAAGACUGCCCAGCAGCGGCACCUGCUGCGGCAGCUCUUCGUCCAGACGCAGUGGCCCAGCAACCAGGACUAUGAUGCCAUCAUGGCCCAGACAGGCCUGCCGCGGCCAGAGGUGGUGCGCUGGUUUGGGGACAGCAGGUACGCCCUGAAGAACGGCCAGCUCAAGUGGUACGAGGACUACAAGCGGGGCAGCUUCCCACCGGGGCUGCUGGCCACUGCCCCUGGCGGCCGGGAACUGCUGCAGGACUACUACGCGACGCACAAGACGCUGCCCGAGGGCGACCUGCAGGCGCCCUGCGACAGGACCCAGACGAGCUCCCAGCAGGGCAAGCAGCGGUGUGCCGAGAAAACGGGCGAGGAGACACGCGCCGUGGCAGACACGGGCAGUGAGGACCAGGGCCCCGGCGCUGGCGACCUGGCGGCAGUUCACAGAGCGGGGAUGAGUGACACCUAUUCCGAAGUGUCUGAGAACAGUGAGUCAUGGGAGCCCGGAGCCCCUGAGGCCGCCUCAGAGCCCUUUGACACCCCGAGUCCCCAGGCUGGACUUGAGCUGGAAACAGACUGAAUUUGAGCCGGUCGCUGUGAAGGCCUGGGCAGUCCAAGAUGCCACCUGCCGCGUGGAAGGGGCCAGCCCAACUCUGCCGCCGCCUGCCGCGCCU